This is a messenger RNA of Pyrus x bretschneideri (Chinese white pear), 4940 nucleotides long. Its product is annotated as receptor-like protein EIX2. Gene Ontology annotation, molecular function: protein binding. The record is from RefSeq and is a predicted model, not a curated record. The coding region runs from base 123 to 3248 and encodes 1041 amino acids. The transcript is spliced from 7 exons. Lineage: Eukaryota; Viridiplantae; Streptophyta; Magnoliopsida; Rosales; Rosaceae.
GACGACUUUCGUUUUCAGCUCUCCUACCUACAUCGAUAAUCUUUUCCUAUAAAUUCGAUAUCGUACUAAUUUUAGUAGCUAAACAUCUCACCAACAAAGCAAAAAAAAAAUUGUGUGUAAUAAUGGAUAGCCAUUGUCACCUCAGUAUUGCUCACUAUUUGCUUCUUUUGCUUUUGGUCUCUUCCUGCAUGCAGAGUACUACUAAACUCUGUUUCUGUUUGGCUAGUGAUGAAAUUUCAAGCAGUGUGAAGACAGAUUCAUGCAUUGACGAAGAAAGACAAGCGCUUCUCAUCUUUAAACAGCAUCUUGUUGAUCAUUCUGGUCGGCUUUCGUCUUGGGUGGGUCAUGAUUGCUGUCGAUGGGAAGGUAUUUCAUGCAACAACAGCACUGGUCAUGUCGUGAAGAUGGACCUUCGGAAUCCAUAUGACUUUUAUGGCUCUUUUUAUUAUGAAAGGUGGAUAAAUGCUUCUUUGCAAGGUACGAUAAAUGCUUCUCUGUUGAGCUUGAAACAUUUAAAUUACCUGGACUUGAGCCAGAAUGUGUUUGAUAGCAUUCAAAUUCCUAAGUUCAUUGGGGAGCUUAAAAGUUUGCAAUAUCUCAAUCUCUCCUAUACGUCAUUUAGAGGAGAGAUUCCCUCUUCUCUUGGUAACCUGUCAAGCCUAAAUUUUCUUGAUCUCGGGUGGAGCGGGAAUGUGUUUGACUUAUCUUCCAAAAAUUUGAAUUGGCUUUCUCACCUCACUUCCCUGAAAUACAUUAAUCUCAAUGGCAUUAACCUUAACAGCACAGGAGUCAGUUGGGCAUAUGAUAUUAACAUGCUUCCUUCAUUGUUAGAGUUACAUUUAUCUUCGUGCCAAAUUGAAAGCAUUCCACUCUCACUGCAGAGCAUUAACUUCCUUCCACUUUCACUACAGAGGAUUAACUUCACAUCACUGUUGGUCCUUGAUAUGUCGUCUAAUGGCAUUAAAAGUUCUUCAUUUCCCGGCUGGUUUUUUAAUCUUACCAACCUCGUAACACUUGAUCUAUCCGAGAAUGAUUUCUGGGAUUCUUUUCCAAGUGAAUUUUCAAACUUCAAAUCUCUGGAAAACCUUCAUUUAUCUGAUACAGGCUUAAAAGGUCAAAUUCCUAAAGUCAGUGGAAAUUUGUGCAAGCUAAAAGUCUUAAGUCUUUCAUGGAACAAAUUUGAUGGGGGGAUUGAAGAGUUUUGGAGGAGUCUCUCAAAUUGUCCAAGUAAUACAUUAGAGUCACUAGAUUUGUCUAAUUGCCAGCUUGAAAGCCAAUUGCCGGUCUUUUUAGGAAUGUUCAAAAGUUUGCAGAAUCUCAUCCUUGGAGAAAACAAUUUGUGGGGCUCAAUUCCAGAUUCCAUCGGAAACUUGUCAUCCUUGAGAGCACUAGCCCUCAAUUCUAAUAAUUUGUCGGGCUCAAUUCCAAAUUCCAUCGGAAACUUGUCGUCCUUGAGAACACUAGAUUUCAGUGAUAAUAAGAUGAACGGCUCAAUUCCAGAAAGUAUUGGACAACUCUAUGAGCUAGUUUCCCUACUUCUGCUUGAUAAUUCAUGGGAAGGCAUUCUAACGGAAGCCCAUUUCAUAAAUCUUACCAGAUUACAAGAUUUUGAAGUAGGAAAUAUAGACCGACCCACGUCCCUCAUUCUCGAUGGGGCUUAUGACAGGGUUCCUCCUUUCAAGCUCUUCAGAAUUUUGAUCAUAAAUUGUCGGAUAAGUCCUGGUUUUUGGGUAUGGCUUCAAACUCAAACUGAAAUGUCUAUAGUUAACCUUAUGGGUAAUGGAAUCUUGGAUUCCAUACCAGAGGAAUGGUUGUUGAAGAUAUCUUCCCAAGCUAGCUUUCUAGACUUGUCUUACAAUCACUUUCAUGGAAACUUUCCAUCCCAUUUGAAGUUUCAAAAUUUAACGUCUAUUGAUUUGAGUCAUAAUCAGUUGGAGGGUCCACUACCACUUUGGUGUUUCCCUAAUGUCGAUUCCCUUUAUCUAGAAGGUAAUUUAUUUUCUGGGCCAAUCCCCUCAAAUAUUGACCAAAUGAUGCCCAAGUUGGAAGAAUUGUUACUUGAUGAGAAUCAUUUGAAUGGCACUAUUCCUCUUUCUAUUUGUAAGAUGCAGAAGUUAAAAAUCCUAUCUCUAAGGAGCAAUCAGUUUUCAGGAGAACUCCCUCAUGCAUGGAAUAUGGAGAACAUUAUGGUGUUUUUAGAUGUUGGUCAAAACAAUCUGUCUGGUAAGAUUCCCACUUCAUUGGGGGUACUACGUUCCCUGGAAAUUUUAAAGCUCAACGACAACAAUUUUGGCGGUGAAAUUCCUGAUGCCUUGCAAAAUUGUUCAAGUUUGAGGAGUAUUGAUCUUGGAGACAACAAGUUAUCUGGGAAAAUACCUCUAUGGAUAGGAGGGUCAAACGUAUCUAAGUUGUCUAGGCUACGAUUACGGUCCAACUAUUUUAGUGGAUGUAUUUCCCAGCAACUGUGCAAUCUUCAAGGCCUUCACAUCCUCGACCUUAGUCACAACAGCCUUUCAGGUACUAUUCCCAUGUGUUUGGAUAACUUAACUUCGCUAGUCAAUGAUGCUUCUUAUGAACACCGUUAUGAUUACUUUGAGCAAGCCACACUGACACUAAAAGGACAAGAACUUGUGUACAACACAACUCUGUAUCUUGUAAAGAGCAUUGAUCUUUCAUCAAAUAAUUUACAAGGUGAAAUCCCUAAAGAAAUAAGCAGCCUCAUUCAAUUGGGCACCUUGAAUUUGUCUAAGAAUCAAUUGACUGGAAAGAUCCCCUCUAAGGUCGGAAACUUGCAUUGGCUCGAAACUCUUGAUCUCUCACACAACCACCUUUCGGGACAAAUUCCUCAAAGCUUGUCAUCUUUAACCUCUUUGUCCCACCUGGACUUGUCUUACAACAACUUGUCUGGAAGAAUUCCUACUGGAAACCAGCUUCAAACGCUCAAUUUUUCGUCCAUUUAUGUGGGCAAUCAAUGGCUAUGUGGGGUUCCUCUCUCAACUAAGUGCCCUGAAGAUGACACUUUUACUGCUAAGGAUGCAAAGGAUGAGAAUGAAGAUGGAAAGGAUAAGUUGUGGCUCUAUGUCAGCGUGGUACUUGGCUUUAUCGUAGGCUUUUGGGGCGUUUGCGGCACGUUGAUCUUAAAGACACCGUGGAGGUAUGCCUAUUUUCAAUUCUUCGAUGACAUCAAAGAUAAGGUAGCACUAGCAAUUGCAUUAAAAGUGGCUCGUUUCAAAAAGUUUUUAUUCUGAAGUUUGAUUGCCCUAAUAUAUAUUGUGAUGUUUUUCCCCUUCUACUUUAUGUUUUGGUACUUGCAACAUAUGUAUUAAAUAAAAGAAUCCUUCAGUAAGUGUUCCCACAAACAAUUAUGUAACGGUUAUCCAUGUAAUACAAGAAUUCUAUCUAGUUUGUACUUAUGAAUCGCAUAAUACAAUCUACCGAUGUAAUGUUGCAAUUUAACAAAAUAACAUUACGAAGUAGAUAAGCACACGUGUGUAUUCUUCUCUUUUACACUUGAAUGUCGUCCAACUCGGCGAGUGGUAGUCCACCUCUACCGCCUUCUCGAUGCUGCCAAAACCAUACCAAAAUGGGAGGAAGAAUUGGUGGUUCGAUAUCGUCGAGGGUUUUCUGGGAUCCUGUUCCUUGCAGAGAGAGAGGUGGGAGAAUUCGAUGGCGUCUUCCGGGUUCCUGUCCCUUGCCGAGAGAGAGAUGGGAGAGGUAUUUUGGCGUCUGUUGCAGAGAGAGAUUAGGGGGUGGGUCUAGGGUUUGCACAGAGGGUAGGUGGGCGAUUCAAUUGAGGGGCUCCAUCUCUAUUCUCGCUUGCUUAAACUUUCCGCUCUUCAGCUCCGGCCCCAGGUGCAGGCGACGUGGACCUGGUCAACGAUGUCUUCAUUCACAGUUCCGGACAACAGUUCUGAACCUCUGGCGAUUCCGACUGAGAAAGAGGUCAAUAACAGCAAGGAGCUUGAAGGGCUCUCGGGUCCAAUGAGGAAGGAUUUUUCACAAGUUCGAAAGAAAGAUCACUGCGAUUAACAAAGAGUUAGAGCCACUAGGACGUACGUGCCAGAAGAAGGAAAAGGAAUACAGAGAUGCACUUGAAGCUUUCAAUGAAAAGAACAGAGAGAAAUAUAACCAGAAAUAUAACCGUUGUGCUUCAUCUUCUGCUGGUUAAACCAGAAAUAUAACCGUUGGAUCAUUUGCUAGCAAUUAGUAGAGGGAUGGGGGCUUCAUCUCUAUUCUCGCUUGCUGAAAUUUUCUGCUCUUCAGCUCCAGGCCUCAGGUGCGUGAAGGCGAAGUGGUCCUGGUCGACUGUCUCUUCCUCCACACUUCUGGACGAUGGUUCCGAAGCUCUGGCGAUUCCGACUGAGAAAGAGGUCAGUAACAACAAGUUAAAGAGGAUCCUGCUGAUGCUGAACCUAAAUUUAACCCUUUUACUGGAUCUGGAAGACGCUUGGAUGGGAAGCCUUUGAAAUAUAAGCCAGCACCAGCUUCUUCCUCAGGAUCCAAAGACAAGAAACCUGCAGUCACCAAUGGAAAUGCACAACCUUCUACAGGAUCUAGUUCACAAGCUACCAGUUGUCAGGCUCAGGGAAAACUUGUUUUCGGAUCAAAUGCCAGUCGCUCUCCAAAGGAGACAAAAAAGGAAGCUGCAAAAGAGACUAAGAAAGAGAAGCAGCCGGAAGUGAAAGAAGACCCGAAAUUCCAGCCUUUUAUCAACUUUUAGUGAGGUUCAAAUUUAGAAUGCAUUUGUACUCAUGAGGCAUUGGGGUAAAAUAGCUAGGGGAUAACGUUUUAGUCAGGUACAAAUAGCAACUGUUUUUUUUGUUUUUGGUUAUUUUUUCAUCUAGGGGAUAACUUUUUGUUGUUUAUUGAAAGGAAUAUUAGAACACAUCCACACCCUAUUUUGUCAAAUUGUUCUAAAGUGUCUGAUGCUGAUUUUAGAA